Molecule: messenger RNA, 1520 nt
Organism: Sesamum indicum (sesame)
Lineage: Eukaryota; Viridiplantae; Streptophyta; Magnoliopsida; Lamiales; Pedaliaceae
Product: homoserine kinase-like
Biological process (GO): L-threonine metabolic process
Molecular function (GO): homoserine kinase activity; ATP binding
Source: RefSeq, a predicted model, not a curated record
UUUCUCCUUUUUUGAACUAGAAAGUUGGAGGUUGUGGUGUAAAAGUUGAGGCUUUUCUCCACUCUUUUAACCGCCGCCACCACGCUCACUAUCGCCUAACGUCUCCUCAGACAUACUCUCACACACCAUGACCUCCGUAUGCUGCUUUCAGUUGAAGGUCAACCCCACCUCAUCGAUAUCAAAGCCUCAGACCCACCUGAGAUUCAACCCAUCCACAUUUGCACUACCAUCAUCCUCUUAUUCUAAAUCCGGCGAGCCCCAACCCCUGUACUCCUCCGUCAAAUCUUUUGCCCCCGCCACAGUGGCCAAUCUGGGACCAGGCUUCGACUUCCUGGGCUGCGCCGUCGACGGAAUCGGCGACUACGUCAACCUCCGAAUCGACCCGGAAGUCCACCCGGGAGAGGUCUCCAUCUCCCACAUCUCUGGCGCGGGCUCCAAGCUCAGCAAGAAUCCCCUCUGGAACUGCGCCGGCAUCGCUGCCAUCGCCGUCAUGAAGAUGUUGAAGGUCCGAUCGGUAGGUCUCUCACUCUCACUUGAGAAAGGUCUCCCUCUCGGCAGUGGUCUUGGCUCCAGCGCCGCAAGCGCUGCCGCAGCCGCCGUUGCUGUCAAUGAGUUAUUCGGAGGCCCUUUGUCAACGUCUGAGCUCGUGAUCGCGGGCCUUGAGUCGGAAGCAAAGGUCUCUGGCUACCACGCGGACAAUGUAGCGCCAUCUAUACUGGGAGGUUUUGUCUUAAUUCGUAGCUACGAUCCUCUCGAACUGAUGCAGCUGAAGUUCCCCCAUGACAAGAAUCUAUUCUUUGUACUGGUGAAUCCAGAAUUUGAAGCUCCCACCAAGAAGAUGAGGGCGGCAUUACCACCAGAGAUCACGAUGUCUCACCACGUGUGGAAUAGCAGCCAAGCAGGGGCUUUAGUGGCAUCAGUGUUGCAAGGGGACCUUAAUGGCUUGGGAAAAGCACUGUCAUCAGAUAAGAUAGUGGAGCCUAGGAGGGCUCCUUUGAUCCCAGGCAUGGGUGCUGUCAAGAAAGCAGCUAUUGAAGCGGGGGCGUUUGGAUGCACGAUAAGUGGGGCUGGGCCAACCGCCGUGGCGGUGACAGACAAUGAGGAGAGAGGUCGGGAAAUUGGGGAGAGAAUGGUGGAGGCCUUUAUGAAGGAAGGAAAUUUGAAGGCCUUGGCAAUGGUCAAGCAACUUGACAGAGUUGGGGCUAGGCUUGUCAGCAGUGUUCCCAGAUGAUUUAACUUCAUGAUGUUAACUGUUUGGAGAUUCCACUCACGGCCUGUGCAUUUGAUCGGCAAUGUUGGAUAUAUGAGUUCAUGCCCUAACUGCAAUUGGUUUGAAUUUGUCUAGAGUUGCAGGACAAUGCUUCUUUUUCAUUGUAGUUUCUUAGAGUGCACUCAUUUACUUGGUCGUUGAGAAUUCUUGCCUGUUUGAGCAAACCAUUGUAAAAGUAAUGGUGGAGAAGUGAUUUGCAAUCAAUAAUUUGGCUAUACCUGUCUUUUGCCAAUGUAGUUGAAGCAUAUAA